Cyclocybe aegerita is the source of this 834-nucleotide messenger RNA. The record is from the annotation of a GenBank genome assembly. NCBI's taxonomy places the organism in Eukaryota, Fungi, Basidiomycota, Agaricomycetes, Agaricales, Hemipholiotaceae.
AUGCGGCGGUUCAAGCAGCGAAAAAUCGAGGACGUACAGGCGGGGGUUGAGCGCGGAGAUGCAGAUGAUAUGUUGGAGUAUGGGCUCCGUUUGGCUACGGGAGCCGAAAUCCCACUCGAUAACAGCGAGGCGAGGAGGAUCCUUCUUCUUGUCUUCCAAUCGAACACUUUCUCCUCCUCGCAACGCGCAGUCGCAGCGAGCCUUCUCGGACUCCUCUACUACUACAUCGUCCUGAACAGCGACGAUUGGAAGGACUUCGACUACGACGACCGCAUCCCGUGUUCGAUGAAGUUCUGUUUCGAGAGCUGCCUGCUUGGGCUGCACUCCCAUAUCUGCUUGCUAGUCGGCAACAUGUUCUUCAAACUUUACGGCAAAAUUCCAUAUGGGGAGCUGAUGGACAAGGUGACCUUUAUACACGGGCUGAAUGUUACUUUGAGGAAAGCGACGGGUCAUCAGGACCCAAAGCCAGAUAUAUGCGAGAGCUGCGCGAAAUUCUUCCCAACCAAGACGCUCAAGAAGUGUGCAGGACCUUGCCAUCAUCCGACGAGAAAGCCCGCGUAUUGUAGUCGCGAGUGUCAGAAGGAGCACCGGAAGCACCAUCGCGAAUGGUGUGUCGAAGCAAUGAGCAACCCAGUCGACGCUGACAACGUGACUUACUACACUGUUCACCUCGCGACCGCAGACUACUCCGGUCAGAGGCUCCAGAUUGCGGGCUCAGAAUCCACUACCAGCGCUCUGGAACCCGAUCCAGAGUCUAACCAAACCGACGGGUCCGUGACUUUCAACGACAGCCCCAUUAAAUUGAGUAGUCUUCUGAGCGACUUGGUCUGGUGA